Molecule: messenger RNA, 582 nt
Organism: Mycena citricolor
Lineage: Eukaryota; Fungi; Basidiomycota; Agaricomycetes; Agaricales; Mycenaceae
Source: the annotation of a GenBank genome assembly
UUUUUGGCGUAGUCUCUCAUGUCCAGCCCGAAAGCCAUUGUCCAGAUUCUCAUUACCUCGACGCGGAUUCUGGGAAAGGCAUUUCUGGAAGCUGGGCGUCAGGCUGCCAAAAAUGCACGACAUAGUCCUCAAGGAGGGAUGGGAGGCGAUGCUUCGGGUGUCGGAAAUGCUGUCUCAGGAUCACGGACAGACCAAUUGACGCGUCAACAUCGAAUGACACUGGACGAAGCACAUCUUAUUCUGAACGUCAAACAGGGAGAAGAAUUGACGAAAAUCCUCGAGAACUACGAACACCUUUUCAAAGCCAACUCUCCACCGACGAAGGCCGCGCCAGGGAAGCAACCUUCGAUCAUCAAUCACUCUCACUACAUCCAGUCCAAAGUCGUCCGUGCGCGAGAACGAUUGGAGGCCGAGUUAGAAAUUCCGCAAGCCGCUUCAGAAUCUGCCCCAACUCCCGAAACACCCCCAUCUCCGCCGUCUGGCAACCCUCCAUCAUAGUAGGAUAUCACAUCUAAUUUAGCAUCCGUACACUGUAUUUUCUAGUCCAGCUUAUAUCCCAAUUCACCUUAGAAGUUCGAGUAG